UUGGAGGUGGCAAGGGCUCCAAGGCUCAGGAGGUAGCUGGGCUUACAAUCGUGAGCCUGUGAUCAGCUUAGCUUCAGAGAUUGGGGUUUACAGACCAUCUGCUUUAUCCGAAGAUUUCCAGCUGACAAGGAGCUAGGAGGCUCACACACCAUCUUGCCUGGGUCCUAGGCAAGCGAGUUGGACUGCGUGUUCUUCCUUGGCAGAUGGGGAAACUAAGCCUCAAGAAUGGUGAAUGACUUGCCCAGUACAACACAGCCAGGAAGUAAGAGAGUUGGGGUCAGAGCUAGAGUCUGGCCAGUUCCAGAGCCCCUGAGGGUAGACCAGGUGUUUCCAGGGCAGAAUGGCCCAGGAUCUCAGGGAGAAAGAGCUACUGAAGAUGGAGGUGGAACAAUUGAAGAAGGAGGUGAAGAGCCCCCGAGCUCCGAUUUCCAAGACAGGAAAGGAAAUCAAGGAUUAUGUGGAGGCCCAAGCAGGGAAUGACCCUCUUCUCAAAGGCAUCCCGGAGGACAAGAAUCCUUUCAAGGAGAAAGGCACCUGUGGGAUUAGCUGAUAGCCCAGAGCCCUUAGCCCUGUAUAUCGGUCCUUCAUCAGCCAGGAUCAAAUCCUGGGAUACCCAGGAUCUCCUCUUAUUGCAAUGAGUAAAGAUGCCAAUGAAAGCCUGUG
Messenger RNA from Dipodomys ordii (Ord's kangaroo rat), 663 nucleotides. RefSeq names its product guanine nucleotide binding protein (G protein), gamma transducing activity polypeptide 2 (gene Gngt2). Gene Ontology annotation, molecular function: G-protein beta-subunit binding. The coding region runs from base 341 to 550 and encodes 69 amino acids. NCBI's taxonomy places the organism in Eukaryota, Metazoa, Chordata, Mammalia, Rodentia, Heteromyidae. The transcript is spliced from 4 exons. The record is from RefSeq and is a predicted model, not a curated record. Gene Ontology annotation, biological process: G protein-coupled receptor signaling pathway. Gene Ontology annotation, cellular component: heterotrimeric G-protein complex.